Medicago truncatula (barrel medic) is the source of this 1862-nucleotide messenger RNA. Its product is annotated as aldehyde dehydrogenase family 3 member H1. Gene Ontology annotation, biological process: aldehyde metabolic process. NCBI's taxonomy places the organism in Eukaryota, Viridiplantae, Streptophyta, Magnoliopsida, Fabales, Fabaceae. Gene Ontology annotation, molecular function: aldehyde dehydrogenase (NAD+) activity. The record is from RefSeq and is a predicted model, not a curated record. The coding region runs from base 156 to 1622 and encodes 488 amino acids. Gene Ontology annotation, cellular component: cytoplasm. The transcript has 10 exons.
AGAAUCACCACCACCCUCAUCAGUAUCACCCACCCUACCCACAUCACAACAUAACGAACGUCACAGUAUUACUACUAAUACUUUGUCCUCUUUCUCUUCAAACACACAUCACCCAAUCCUACGAACUUUAUCCUCUCGCUAUUUCUUGAUUUAUUAUGACGACUGAAUUGGAGAGAAAGAAUAUGUUCGACAAUGAAGCGGGAUCCAUGCUGGUGAAUGAACUGAGAGAAACAUUUGGUUCUGGAAAAACAAGAAAUUAUGACUGGAAAGUGUCGCAGUUGAAACAGCUUUUUAAGCUUUUAAACUUUCAUGAAGAAGAAAUCAUUGAUGCUCUUCGUAAUGAUAUUGAUAAACCCCCUCUUGAAACUGUUGCCUAUGAGGUUGGUAUGUUGAAAAACUCAUGUAAAACUGCACUCAAAGAAUUGAAGCAUUGGAUGGCUCCGGAAAAGGUCAAAACAUCAAUCACAACUUUUCCUUCUUCAGCUGAAAUAGUAUCUGAACCAUUUGGAGUUGUGUUGGUCAUCUCCGCAUGGAACUAUCCAUUUUUGUUAUCACUUGAUCCAGUCAUUGGAGCUAUUGCAGCUGGUAAUGCUGUGGUCUUAAAACCAUCAGAAAUUGCUCCAGCCACAUCAUCAUUGCUGGCAAAACUGUUAGGGGAAUACAUGGAUAACUCAUCUAUAAGAGUUGUUGAGGGGGCAGUUGAUGAAACAUCUGCAUUACUGCAACAAAAGUGGGACAAAAUUUUCUACACAGGUAAUGGAAGAGUGGCACGCAUUGUGAUGGCUGCUGCUGCUAAGCACCUUACACCAGUUGUGCUGGAACUUGGAGGAAAAUCACCAGUUGUUGUUGAUUCAAAUAUCAACUUACAGGUGGCAGCUAGAAGGAUAAUUGCUGGAAAGUGGGGUUGCAACAAUGGCCAAGCUUGCAUUUCUCCAGAUUAUAUCAUAACAACAAAAGAUUAUGCUCCUAAGUUGGUGGAUGCUCUAAAGACCGAAUUAGAGCAGUUUUAUGGAAAGAAUCCAUUGGAAUCAAAAGAUUUGUCGCGUAUUGUAAACUCAAACCACUUCGAUCGCUUGAUAAGGCUUUUGGAUGAUGAUAAAGUUUCUGGUAAGAUUGUUCAUGGAGGUGAAAAGGAUAAAAGCAAAUUGAGGAUUAGCCCUACUGUUCUAUUGGAUGUCCCGCGUGAUUCUCUGAUAAUGAGCGAAGAGAUAUUUGGUCCUUUACUUCCCAUCAUUACGGUCGAUAAACUAGAUGAAAGCUUUGAUGUGAUAAAUUCAGCACCGAAGCCUCUUGCUGCAUAUAUAUUUACAAACAACAACAAGCUCAAGGAGCAGUUUGUUAAGACUGUUUCUGCUGGUGGUUUGGUCAUCAAUGACACUACUAUACACCUUGCAGUUCAUACUUUGCCUUUUGGAGGAGUAGGUGAGAGUGGAGUGGGUGCAUACCAUGGAAAAUUCUCAUUUGAUGCAUUUAGUCACAAAAAAGCAGUUCUUUAUCGCAGUUUUUUUGGUGAUGCUUCUAUUAGGUAUCCACCAUACACCAGUACAAAGACGAGAUUGAUGAAGGCUCUCAUGGGUGGUGGCUUCCUUGCUAUAAUUCGUGCCUUAUUUGGAAAGUCCUAGAAUUCUUUGUUUUGGAAUCUUGCAUUUAUUUUCAUUUGGCAAGUAUUUUAUUCAAGCUUCCAUGUAUUUUAUUGUCCAUUUUUUUUGGUUUGAACUUAUCAACCAUGACUUGUGCUUCAGAAUAAAGUAGGCAAUGCUAUUUUCUUUUUUGUCCAAUUGAUUUUAGAGGUCAUGCUGUUAAGCUGAUAUAGUAUUUAUAUGUACUCUCACAGAAGGAAUUUAAUGUAAUAUAGUAAUAAA